This is a messenger RNA of Impatiens glandulifera, 2114 nucleotides long. RefSeq names its product pentatricopeptide repeat-containing protein At3g59040. Gene Ontology annotation, molecular function: protein binding. The record is from RefSeq and is a predicted model, not a curated record. Bases 104 to 1909 code for a protein of 601 amino acids. NCBI's taxonomy places the organism in Eukaryota, Viridiplantae, Streptophyta, Magnoliopsida, Ericales, Balsaminaceae. The transcript has 7 exons.
ACGUUCAGUCACAUGAGGAUGUGAAGAUAAAUUCGUGAGGGAAGAAGAUUUCAGUUUGAUUCAGCGACGAGGAAGGAAUAUUGCUGGAAAGCUGAAUACAAAUAUGUCUCAGACGUUGCUAUUUCUUAAGCCUUCUGCUCCUUCCACUGCCAAUUGGAGGAGACCAAAGAUAUGUGAAGGCUUAGUUGGCAUCAAUGUCUCUAUCUGUAGAAGAAGAGCAGAGAUUGUUUGUCUUGGGAUGUUGACUCCAAGAAAGUUCAUGCAGAGGAGGAAGAAAGUUGAAAACUUUAAAGAUGCAGAUGAUGAAGCAGAUCAAAAGAAUUGGAGGAAAUUGAUGACGGAAAUUGAAGAAACUGGGUCAGCUGUUUCAGUUCUCAGAACCCAGAGAAUCAGGAACGAGCCUCUUCCUAAAAACCUUGUUUUGGGGACUUUGAUUAGGUUUAAACAGCUAAGGAAAUGGAACCUUGUCAGCGAGAUUCUUGAAUGGCUUCGGCAACAGCAUUGGUGGGAUUUUAACGAGAUGGAUUUGCUCAUGCUUAUUACUGCAUAUGGAAAGCUGGGAGAUUUUAACAAAGCCGAAAAUGUAUUAAGUUACAUGAACAAAAAGGGAUACAAACCAAGUGUGAUAUCCUACACUGCUCUUAUGGAAGCGUAUGGAAAAUCACGCAAGUUCAAUCAAGCAGAGGCCAUCUUUAGAAGAAUGCAAACUUCCGGCCCCGAACCUUCUGCAUUUACAUAUCAAAUCAUUCUGAAAACAUUUGUCGAGGCAGACAAAUUUAAAGAAGCAGAAGAGACCUUUGAUACCCUUUUGUCGAUGGAUACGCCUCUCAAGCCUGAUCAGAAAAUGUUCCACAUGAUUAUUUACAUGCACGGAAAAGCAGGGAACUUUGAGAAAUCUCGGAAAGUCUUUUCAAUGAUGAGUGAACGAGGAGUGCCAAAAUCUACAGUUACUUUCAAUAGUUUGAUGUCAUUCGAGACAAACUACAAAGAGGUUGCAAGAAUAUAUGAUGAGAUGCAAAGAGCUGGUUUUGCACCUGAUGUUGUGAGCUAUUCCCAACUAAUUAGUGCUUAUGGAAAAGCAAGAAGGGAAGACGAAGCAUUAGCUGUUUUCGAGGAGAUGCUCGAUGCUGGUGUUAGGCCAACACAAAAAUCUUAUAAUAUUUUGCUUGAUGCAUUUGCCAUCUCGGGAAUGAUUGAGCCAGCACGAACCGUCUUUAAGUCUAUGCGAAGGGACAGAUGCACCCCUGACCUUUGCUCCUAUACGACGAUGCUAUCUGCUUAUGUGAAUGCAUCUGACAUGGAAGGUGCUGAGAAGUUCUUUAUACGAAUAAAGGUUGAUGGGCUUGAACCAAAUGUUGUUACAUAUGGUGUAUUGAUUAAAGGAUAUGCAAAGAUAAAUGAUGUUGACAAAAUGAUGGAGAAAUAUGAACAAAUGCUUGCUGGUGGUAUCAAAGCUAACGAAACUGUUUUAACCACAAUCAUGGACGCAUAUGGCAAGAACCGUGAUUUUGACAGUGCUGUCAUUUGGUUUAAAGAGAUGAAAUCUUGUGGAAUUUUACCCGAUCAGAAAACGAAGAACGUCCUUCUCUCUUUGGCAAAAAGUGUUGAAGAACAGAUGGAAGCCAAUCAGCUCUUAGGAGAAUAUGAACAUUUGGCUGGUGAGGAAAAGAUUUGCGGUUUGUCAAAACUUUCAAAUGUUAAUCAUGCAAACAGCGAUAACGAAGACAGUGAUGAAAUCGAUAGUGAAGACAGUGAUGACAUCGAUAGUGAAGACAGCGAUGACAUCGAUAGUGAAGACAUCGAUAGUGAAGACAGCGAUGAAGAGAAAGAAGACGAAGUGGUAAAAUCUGAUGGCAGGAUUGAACUCGACAGUUUUCUCCAGCAAACUGUAAGUUUAGUUGAAUUGUGAAAUUAGAAGUGUUGUGCUUUCUGUAUUUUCAGCAAACAUGUAGUAAAAUGUAGCCCUUGUAUCUCUCUAUAUUUUUUUGACAACAUAAAGAAUUUUGGUCCAUGUCUGUGAGUCCCCUCUUUGUUAUAAUCCUCUAUUUAAAUGUGUAACUGUCACUCUUCUUCCCUAAAUUAUAGUUGUAUAAGAGAUAUGUUAAUAUAGAUGA